Messenger RNA from Solenopsis invicta (red fire ant), 681 nucleotides. Its product is annotated as E3 ubiquitin-protein ligase cblA-like. Bases 1 to 681 code for a protein of 226 amino acids. Lineage: Eukaryota; Metazoa; Arthropoda; Insecta; Hymenoptera; Formicidae. The transcript is spliced from 4 exons. The record is from RefSeq and is a predicted model, not a curated record.
AUGGACAUGAUUGACGAAGAGAUAACUCAUGAGAACAAUCAUGAAGUUUGUACCGAUUUUCUAUCAGAAAGUUUUAAUUCUACGUCGGAGGAAGCUCUGAGAACUGCUAAUAGUAACAUAAAUACAAAUACAAUAAGAAAUCCACUUACAUUAACGCAGAGACAAGAUUCUGUGCAAGAAGAACUCUCUAUUUCUGAAAAUGCAAUUGGUACAGAUACUCUAAUCGACGUCAACACUGUAGAAUUCACAAUUGAUGUCGACACUGAACUUACUACAAAUAGUCCGGUAACAAGUGACACGCACAAUCAAAAUACAAACAACAUUCCCAAUUUAUCACGAUUUGAUAAUGAUGAAUUUGAUGACGAAUCCAUUUAUAACAUCCCAGAUGACGACUAUGGAUAUUGGUACGAAGGUCAGGAAACUAUUGCAGAAAGUGACGUCCCGUAUCAUAAAGUUGAUAGACUUUCUCUGGAAAGGGGCAAAGAAAAUGAAGGAGUAAGGUCUGAUCAUAGAUGCACUAUUUGCCUUGAUGCUGUAUCGAAUCAAGUUUUUAUACCGUGCGGUCACAUUUGUUGUUGUGAAGAUUGUGCUAAUUAUAUUAUGGGAGAGAGCAAUAAUGUUAAGAAAUGUCCAAUCUGCAAAGCAGAAAUUUCAUCUAUCUACAAAGUAUAUACAGCAUAA